GGCAUCGUCGUUUGCUAAUCUUUCGCACUCGUUUCCUCCUCUUUCUUCUCUCUCUCUCUCUCUCUCUCUCUCUCUCUUAUCUCUUUCUCUCUCUACACUUUCUUCUCCCUGUGUCUCCCAAAGAACUGAUUCAAAAAGUGAACUCCAUUUACUCUUCAUUCUCUCUCCUGCAAAAACGCAUUUACUCUGCGGUGGGUUGCAACCCCACAUUUAGUCUCUCUCUCUAGCUCUGCAAUCAAAACCCACCUCGGCCAGAUUGGCAGUUUUCUCUGAGCUGGUCCAAUACCAAUUAGAAUCAUGGGUGAGGAGUUUCAUCACCCACCUGUCUGAGAACAAAUAGUAUCAUUUCCUUGCUUUAUUUGUUUUUUGAGUUUGUGUUGAGCUACGAGGAAUUUCAUGGCUUCGAGUGCUUCGAGGUUCAUAAAGUGCGUCACUGUUGGGGAUGGAGCAGUUGGGAAGACCUGUAUGCUCAUCUGCUACACCAGUAACAAGUUCCCAACUGACUAUAUACCCACGGUGUUUGAUAACUUUAGCGCUAAUGUGGUUGUGGAUGGAACCACUGUGAACCUGGGCCUCUGGGAUACAGCUGGGCAAGAAGAUUACAAUAGGCUGAGGCCUUUGAGCUACAGAGGAGCAGAUGUGUUUGUGGUGGCUUUCUCUUUAGUCAGCCGAGCUAGUUAUGAGAAUGUUAUGAAGAAGUGGAUUCCUGAACUUCAACAUUAUGCACCUGGUGUCCCUGUUGUUCUUGUUGGCACCAAAUUGGAUCUUCGAGAAGAUAAAUACUAUUUGUCUGAUCAUCCAGGCAUGGUACCGGUGACCACGGCCCAAGGUGAGGAAUUAAGGAAACAGAUUGGUGUAGCAUAUUAUAUAGAAUGCAGCUCAAAAACCCAACAGAAUGUUAAGUCAGUUUUUGAUGCUGCAAUCAAAGUCGUCAUUCAGCCACCUAAGCAAAAGGAAAAAAAGAAAAAGCCUCGACGUGGAUGUUCAUUAUUGAAUAUUUUUUGUGGGAGGAACCUCAUGCACACUGACUCAGGUUGAACGGUGGUUCGUAUUGCUUUUAGUAUCCAGCUCGUCUGGCAGUUCAAUCACCCUACAUGUUUUAUCUAUUGGGGUUGAAUUUCUCUUCUGAUCAGAAUCUAAGUUGGUAGCUUAUUAACCCCAUUGUCAAUAUGAGAGGAACAACUUGUUCUUAUGCUAACUCGCAUUUACUUCAAUGUUUGGAAACCAUGCUGAUUGAUGUUUGAUAUAAUUGAUCUAUUGUUUGCCUCGUGUGUACACAAUGUCGUCUAUUUGAAAGCCCAUCUAUAUUUU
Messenger RNA from Amborella trichopoda, 1311 nucleotides. RefSeq names its product rac-like GTP-binding protein 3. Gene Ontology annotation, molecular function: GTPase activity; GTP binding. The record is from RefSeq and is a predicted model, not a curated record. Gene Ontology annotation, biological process: small GTPase-mediated signal transduction. NCBI's taxonomy places the organism in Eukaryota, Viridiplantae, Streptophyta, Magnoliopsida, Amborellales, Amborellaceae.